Molecule: messenger RNA, 2220 nt
Organism: Aphidius gifuensis
Lineage: Eukaryota; Metazoa; Arthropoda; Insecta; Hymenoptera; Braconidae
Exons: 4
Coding region: 313-2034 (573 amino acids)
Source: RefSeq, a predicted model, not a curated record
AUAAACAAAUUUUUUUUUUUUUUUUGAACGUGACUACACUAAUACACAAAUUAUUUUAUAUAUCUUGAAAAAGUAAAUGUGACAUAGCUGUGAUUAAAUCUAUUGAUGUUGGUAUAAAUACUCGCUUGGUUUAUAUCACAAAAUAGUAAUGAUGAUUUGAUUGACUUUGAAGAUGAAGAAGAGCUUAUUGAUAAUCUUGAUGAAAUGUGUGGAAAACUAUAUCAAAUCUCAAUGGAAAAUAAUAUUUCGAUAAUUACUUGAAUAGGAUCUGAGGUUCUCAAAGACAUUGACGACAGCGUUUUUAGAUAAGUGAUGAUAAGUGCAAGAAAAAUAUAUUUUGAAGAAGAUCCACAAACCUCUGAUGAGGCUGACAAUCACCAAAAAGUUGACAUCAAUUCACUGAAUUAUGAUUCUUUAGCACAAAUUUUUAUGCUGCUACCAAUAGCAGAAAGGAUGGACAUGGAAAAAGUUUGUACGAAGUGGAAAGAGGCAGCUCCACUAGCUUGGUGUAACAUUAAAAAAUACAAAUGUGAAACAUCAAUUGGACGUUCUUAUGAUAACCGUCUGUUGACACAAUCAUACCUCGAGAAAAUAUUAUUAAAAUGUGGUUUUUAUUUGAACGAAUUGACUCUUUCAAAUAUUUGUCACUCAAGCAUUAUGCCGUUUGUUGGUGAUCACUGUCAAAAUUUAACAAGGCUUGAAUUCGAAUUUUACGACAAUCCAUUAACACGUAAUGCUAAUCACUUUGUUCAAGCAUUUACACUGUUGGAUAAAUUGAAAUACAUUAAAUUGAAAUUAGUUCAUAAUUACUCUAAUAAAGCAAUUAAUCUCUUUGAAAUAGUUCAAAGCCUUCCAGAAGGAAUUAAUGAAAUUCAUUUAUAUUUUCGGGUUCUUUUCAAGUAUAGUAGAAAAAAAACAGAUUCUAUGGUUUUUAAAAAAUUCAAUAAUCUUCAAAAAUUGACAAUACAUGGCGCCUACUUGGACGACAUAAUUUGUCAGGAAAUAGCAGAAAAAAAAACGCUUGUUCAUCUUGAUAUUGAACUACAUCAUAUACACGAAGGGUUUUUGCUAUUAGAUAAACUCGUCAAUUUGAAAAAUAUAGAACUAUUUAUAACUAAACGUUACUUUAUAGAUGACGAGGUUACAAAUGACCUCUCUAACAAAGUAAUGAAUUCUAUUUUUUGUACAAGCAGAAAUCUAAAACAUCUUGAUAUGACAUAUGAUCACUACGAUAUAAAUGAGUUUCUUUUCAACAAAUGGAUAAACUUACAAAACUUACAAUUUUUUGGUAUCAAAUGUGAUAUAACGCUUGACUUAGCAAAUAAAAUUCUCGAAUAUUGCAAGAACUUAAAAGAUUUGAAGAUACCUUGUACUUCCCACUCUGCUCUGGAAAUUUUAACAAAGUUAGAAAAUCUUGAAAGUUUAAUAAUUUAUGGUGACGUCAAGCUCACAGAGAAAUCAAUAACCGCAAUUUCAAACAAUUGUAAAAAACUUAAACGUUUAGAAAUGUUUAAUUGCUCUAUAGUACCAUCCCAUGGUGACCUACUUUCUUCUCCAUCUGUCCUUGAUGGGUUAUCCAAAUUGAAAUAUCUUGAACAUCUAGACUUGAUGAAUGCAGAAAAUCUUGAAGAUAGCACAAUUAUUGCUGUUGCUAAUAAUUGUAAAAACCUAAAAUAUUUAAAUAUCUCCCGUGUCUCAACUAUUACGGAAACAGCUUUGGUUGCUUUAACAAAUUUGGAAAACUUACAAGUACUAGACGUAUCCUUUCUUGAAAGAAUUACGGACGACUUCAUUAUCAAGUUGAAAGGAUUAAAAGAAUUGUAUUGUACUAGUUGCAUAAAUCUUACUGAUACUGGUAUCAUUCAAGUUAUAAAAAAUAACCCAGAUCUUCAAGAGCUUGAUAUCGCGUGUAUAGAUAAUAUUACAAUUGACUCGACUAUUGCUCAUCAGGCAACUAAAAAUCGUACAAAUGGCAUCAUUUUACACACAACUGCAUAUUCGUUAUAUAAAGGACCUCCUCAGUUGAAUUUUUAAAGACAGAAUUCAAAGACAAUGCGAACUUAUUGUAAUAGAAAAUUCUUAUUAUUACUCAUUUUCUACAAUAUGUAAAUGUAUAUACAAUGUAUACAUAAAUGUAUAGUUGGUCUCAUAAAAGGUCCAAUGUUAAUGCUGAUAUUUUUGCAAAACAAAAUUAAAAAAUAAAUAUACCUUUUCAAAUGA